UAUGUUGGCGUCAACAAAUUCGGUAGAACAAAGGGCAGUGUUGUCUCUAUUGCCUCCAAUGAAAAUUGAGUUUAGGAGGGCUUUCCAUCCAUCAGACGGUUUACUUAACCAUUUUGUCAAGAUGAAAUACGAGGACUCUAGUUUCUUUGAUUACGUUCUGGAUAAUUUGGAAUGUAAUAAUGAGGCUAUGCACCUAAUAACUUCUGCUGCACUUAUAGAAGAAGAUUUAGACUCCUGCAACAGUUCGAUUCCAUUAAUGAGUGAAAAAAUUGAUAUGUUUGUUUAUUAUAAGAACAGAGUUAUUUGGCCGAUUCUAAGAGCUUUGGUUAACAGGGGAUGGAAUUUAUCUUUAGGCAAACUUGUUAAAAAACUCGACUUGGACGGUAAAUUCCAGUGGAAUUUUAGCCUACUUAUCAGUACACUACUGUACGCUAUAAAAGUAAAAAAGUCAAAUAUUAUUAAUUAUUUAAUUGAUAAUUAUUCUUUCGAAAUAAGCGAGGACUGCCAAAAGAUUUUAACUAUCUUUCCCUUGAUACUCCACAGUGAUAACGGAGAUAAAAUCCAUAUAUUUAACGGUCUAUUUAAUAAAGUCCGUUCGAAAGCGGAAUCAAUUAACUAUCGGAAUAUUGGCGUAAAAGUCCUCCAAAGUUGUACGGAAGCGGGUAUAAAGCUAGACGAUUUUGUAAUAGUUAUGAACAUAGAAAAAGAUAUUUGGAGUAGAAGUUGGAAAGUUCAAAUUCUUGCUGAGAAUGCUUUCAAACUAUCAAACAGCUCGAUAUUCAUUUAUUUAUUAUCGCAUUGCCCAGAUCUGAUCGAUAUUUACAGACGAGAAGAUUAUUGGUAUUUGAUUAUGCAAAAACCAACUGAAAUGAUAGAUUAUUUGAUAAAACGGGUUCCAGAUAUUCUUAUAUGGUACGAUAAUCUCUUAUCGGGAAAGUACAAUUGUAAAAAAGAUUUUAAAUAUAAACUCUUUACGGAGAAUGAUCUAUCGAAUAUUUUCCGUUGUGAAUCUGUUGUUUGUUUCUUCAAGAAGCGCGAUACCUUUUAUAAAAUAUAUCUGUACUGGCAAAGUGGUCUGGCAGGGAUCAAUCUAACGAAUUUGAGCUUAUACUAUUUCCGUUGUUUACGGACAAUUGUUAAAUUUAUGGAUCUCUAUGGCAUUUCAAUAGAUGAAGCUGGAAAUUAUUUCUGUAAUUGGUAUGUAAGUAACGUAAGGCGUAGUUUAAAGUUCAACUACACUUGCUUAGACCUUGGCUCCUUAGUGCUACCAAUAUUUAUGGAGUACGGAUAUGUAUAUCGAGGAAGUCUACGGCUCGUGUCAUGUAAUCCAUUAACUAGGAAAUUAUUCUGGUUAUUCUCAUCAAGGCCCAUUUGUUUACUAGGACCGCAGGGUGAAGAAAUUUUGGACCCUGAUUUCGGCAUUCAACCCCUGUGGCAUUUAAGUGCCCUAGUAAUUAGACGUUCGAUAAGACGCCCUUUCAAAAGAUCUAUUGAAGCUCUUCAAGUACCAGCCACUAUUAAAUUUCAAAUUCAAUUGGAGCAAGAAUUAAUGAGAAGGAUAGAAGCGAAUCCCGCCAUAUUCUUUCCUAAUUCCAUACGUGACGCCCUACUUUAG
Messenger RNA from Dimorphilus gyrociliatus, 1615 nucleotides. Lineage: Eukaryota; Metazoa; Annelida; Polychaeta; Dinophilidae. The record is from the annotation of a GenBank genome assembly.